AAAAGCUACGCUAGAAGCUUCAAGGCUUGCAGAAUUUUUAAUUUUACAGACAGGGAUGACCGCUUUUGGGAAAGCAUACUACAGAAAUCAAAAUGAUCUUCUGCCUAAUCUUGCUGCAAAACUUGAAGCACUUCUUCAUGAAUACAUGCGUUUUUCUGUGGAAAAAUGUGCCUCUGUGCUAAGAGAGUUCCAUUCGGCUGUAGAGACAAUUACAUAUGUUUUACUUGAAAAGGGAGAGAUUAAAAGAGAAGAAAUCUGGGAUAUAUACAAUAGGGCACCUCAAAUAUCUCAGCUUACUGUUAAUCCAGUUGAUAAUAUUGAGCCAUGA
Molecule: messenger RNA, 328 nt
Organism: Hibiscus syriacus
Lineage: Eukaryota; Viridiplantae; Streptophyta; Magnoliopsida; Malvales; Malvaceae
Product: probable inactive ATP-dependent zinc metalloprotease FTSHI 4, chloroplastic
Exons: 4
Coding region: 56-328 (90 amino acids)
Biological process (GO): proteolysis
Molecular function (GO): ATP binding; metalloendopeptidase activity; ATP-dependent peptidase activity
Source: RefSeq, a predicted model, not a curated record